AUGGCCGACUCGCUGUUGGAGCUGCUGGCUCCGCACUUGGAUACACCACUGACUCCGGAUGCGACAACUACACAAUAUUUCAAUCGCUUGUCGACCCUGUCUCUGCAAACGCUCCAGGACACCGAACCCCAGUCCCUAGCACAAUCCUCCAACUCGACUCUUCUUUCCCUCCAGGCCCUGUCCAACCGCUCACACCGCACCUUUAUUUCCUCCGCCUAUCAUUUGUCCUCACUGCGCACCUCUAUCCCGCAAUUAAGUCGCGAGGCCCAACAGUUGCGUGAUGCCCUUCCGAAACUCGACGAGGAGGCUGUUGGCUUCUCCACCAAAUACAGCAAGAUCACUGAUAACCCUGCCAUGGAACGGCGAAAGAAGGCCAUGCAGUUAGCGCGAAAUGUCGACAGACUAUCUGAUAUCCUAGAAUUGCCGACUUUGCUGUCCACUGCCGUCUCGGCCGCGUCCGCCAACUCCGGCGCCGGCGCAGCCUCUACCACGUAUGCUUCCGCCCUCGACCUCCACGCGCACAUUAAACGACUUCAGACAUUAUAUCCCGAAUCGCCAUUAAUUCAAGAUGUGGUCGCCCAGGCAGAGGAUGCAAUGAAAGACAUGACAACCAACUUGAUUGCGGGGCUUCGGGCGCAGAAUCUCCGAUUAGCAGCUGGUAUGCGCACUGUGGGCUGGCUGCGACGAGUGGCUCCGGACCUGGAGACUCUUCAGAGCGAGGGGGCUGUUGGUACAGGAGAAGGAGCGCUGGGCGCCAUCUUUCUGAUCUGUCGCCUGGCCCACCUGGUCUCGACCCUGGAGGCUCUGGACCCGCUUCGGGAACUUGCAGACCAAGAAUCCGAAAGAAGAAUGAAUAGCAAGGAUAAAUCCGAGAACUGGUCAGAUGGUCAGCAAACUGAUCGUUAUUUGAAACGAUACAUCGAGAUCUUCCGAGAGCAGAGCUUCGCUAUCGUCUCGCUUUACAAGAACAUCUUCAGCUCCGAACAGUCUGACUCGGAGCCAGCAGUAUCAGGCCUCCGGGCUGCGGACCAAGCACGAUCACAGUCAAGUCGGCCAGACGACCCCUUACAACAUCUCCCCUCAGCUCUCGCCACAUUCCCACUGCAUCUGGUGCAACUACUUACCGAUACAAUGCGGAUGUAUCUUCCUAAUGUCCGGGAUCGCAGCUCACGAGAGUCUCUGCUUACGCAGCUUCUGUACUGUGCGGCUAGCCUAGGGCGCCUUGGGGGCGACUUUGGAAUGAUUCUGACCGAGCUAAGCGGGGAGGAGAUCACCUACGAGUGGGAGGAAGUGAUGCGCAAGCACCGGGCGCUGGCAGGGCGGCUGGAGCAACUGACCAGCCGAGUCUCCGUGCAUUAG
This is a messenger RNA of Penicillium maclennaniae, 1359 nucleotides long. RefSeq names its product Dor1-like family protein. Gene Ontology annotation, cellular component: COG complex. The coding region runs from base 1 to 1359 and encodes 452 amino acids. NCBI's taxonomy places the organism in Eukaryota, Fungi, Ascomycota, Eurotiomycetes, Eurotiales, Aspergillaceae. The record is from RefSeq and is a predicted model, not a curated record. The transcript has a single exon. Gene Ontology annotation, biological process: intra-Golgi vesicle-mediated transport; cytoplasm to vacuole targeting by the Cvt pathway.